Messenger RNA from Nestor notabilis (Kea), 3433 nucleotides. It is a transcript of the gene AFF2, whose product is annotated as AF4/FMR2 family, member 2. Gene Ontology annotation, biological process: regulation of RNA splicing. Gene Ontology annotation, cellular component: nuclear speck; nucleus. NCBI's taxonomy places the organism in Eukaryota, Metazoa, Chordata, Aves, Psittaciformes, Psittacidae. Gene Ontology annotation, molecular function: G-quadruplex RNA binding. The annotation marks the transcript as partial. The transcript has 19 exons. The record is from RefSeq and is a predicted model, not a curated record.
UCACUAUGAGCAAGACCGGAGUGCACUUAAGCGGAAAGAAUGGGAGAGAAGAAACCAGGAGGUCCAACAAGAUGAAGAUCUCUUUGCUUCAGGUUUUAACCUCUUCGGGGAACCCUACAAGACAAAUAAAGGUGAUGCCCUUGCAAACCGUGUCCAGAACACAUUGGGAAAUUAUGAUGAGAUGAAGGACCUGUUAACCAACCAUUCCAACCAGAGCCACCUUGUAGGAAUCCCAAAGAAUUCUGUCCCACAGACACCCAUUGACAAAAAUGAGCAGAACUUUUUCCCAGAGCCGAGGAACAGGAUGAUCCCAUCUCAUCAGAUCAGUGGCCACUCAUCGACAUCAAUGCCUCCACCUUCUUCGUUGUCAUCUAAUUCUACUUUGCUACACAGUCACCAGAGCAGCAGGAAGUCGAGGACAGACUGGUCGCGUGGUGGUCACAACUCUAGUGGGGCCCAGCCAAGCCAAUCCAGUAGUCAGCAGAGUCGGGCAAAGCACAGCUCCUCUCAUGACCAGCCACAGGGCAGGUACGAAGACCUCUAUAAUUGUCAGAGUGAGCAGCAUAAAAGUGGAGGAACCGAGGAAGCAAAUUCUAUGGCAGCAUCUUCGCAUUCAAGGAGGCACACUCAUUCCAAGUCAGCACCUGGAGAACAUACUUACAAAGAAAACAGUCAUUCAAAGUCGCCCGCAGAGCUUGAGUUUGUAGGUCAUGGUCCUGGAUCUCCACUUCCUUCCACUUCGUUGUUAUCUGCAAACAACGGUCUUUCGUCUCAGAAUUUCCCACCAGGACUUCACUGCAAGAACAGCAUGGUCCAGCAAAAGCCUACAGCCUAUGUCAGGCCUAUGGACGGUCAGGACCAGGUACCCAAUGACUCACCUGAACUGAAACCUCCGAUAGAAAUUGAGAGUGGAUAUGGAAAUCAGUCCUUUGGAACACUGCUGGAAGGAAAAGUGAACACACCUAGUUCGAAGAACAAAGUACCAAAGCUCACCAUUCCUCCUGUUAGUGAAGUAACUGUUCCCAAUGACUCCAGCUGUGUGGAAGACAUAUUACGGGAGAUGACCCAUUCCUGGCCUCCUCCUCUUACUGCUAUUCACACUCCUGGCAAGGCUGAGCAGACCAAGUUUUCUAUCCCAAGCAAGGUACAAGACUCCCAACAUCUGACCUCAGGAUACAAUGUACAAAAGUGGAGUGAUCCAGCAGGGAAAGUUGCAGCUAAGUCAGUGCCACAAAAGUCAAUGCUUGAGGAUGAUCUGAAACUCAGCAGUGAUGAAGAUGACAAUGAACAGGCUGCUGAAAAGACAAAAUUGAGAAAUAUUCCUGUAAACAGCCUGCCCGUGCCAGCAGCACACGCAACUGGCUUAGCCCAUUCCAGCGGCGGCUCUGGGAGCUCCAGCGAGUCCGAGAGCAGCUCCGAGUCCGACUCUGACAGCGAGAGCAGCUCCAGUGACAGCGAGUGCAACGAGGAGUCACGCAGUGCCACGCCAGAGCCUGAACCCCCCUCAACAAACAAAUGGCAGCUGGAUAAAUGGCUAAAUAAAGUGAACCCCCACAACAAGACCAUCAUCAACAAUCAAAAUGAGCCUCACAGCGAGACCAGCUCCCAGCCCCAGAGCAACCAGCAGGCCGAAGGGCCUAACAAAGGGAAACUCAACAGCAGCCUGCCCCCGACUGAUUCCAAAGACCGGGCGAUCCUUAGUCCCAUCCGAGAGAAAGCCAAACCACGGGUUGCCCAGAAAACCCCAGAGGCAAAAAGCUCCAAGCAGAAGUCACCAGCUCAUAAUGAGCCAACUUCACAAAGGACUACUGGGAAAAAGCAACCCAAAAAGGUAGAAAGGACUUCCAGUGUAGAAGAGUAUAACUGGCCCAAACCAAAUAAUACCAGCAACACUCCCAAAGAAAAAGACACACAGGAACCCCCCGAGCAGCCAAAGGUUCGAACUAAAGCAGCAGUUGGGAAGACCGCUCCAAGGAAAGAACCACGAACUAGCACAGGUCUCACUUCAGAGAAGAAGAAGUACAGAGGCCCCAGCAAAAUUGUCCCCAAAUCCCGGGAAUUCAUUGAAACGGAUUCGUCUACUUCUGACUCAAACACUGACCAGGAGGAGAGCUUGCAGGCUAAGGUACUGCCGGCUUGCCCUGGCUCUGCCAAUGGUGUCAAAGCAAAGGACUCUGGCAGUAACAUCCUCAGCGUAAGUAGUUUAACUAGCAAUGGCAGCAACACAUCCAUUGACCAGACCAGCAAUGACCUGGAGGAGCAGCUCUUUUCUCCUAUUCCAAUCGUACAAAACGAACUUCUGUCCCCACUGAGAGAAUAUGAAGAACUCAAAUCUCUGUGGGUGAAAAUAGACCUUAGUUUACUCUCUAGAAUACCUGGACAAGAGCCUUUUGAGACCACGUCUGUGAAAAGUGAACCAAGAGAGGCAAAUGUGAAACACAGGCGACCAUCUCGAGAGUCCCCUACCCCAGCAGCUGAAAAACCACCCACAAAAUCCAAAAGGAAACACAAGCAGACAGAAAGCCUGGAUACCUUUGUUGAAAGCAAGAAGCCACGCCUGGAGGACUCUUCAGCUUCAUGCCUACUCCCACCUUGUAUCUCUCCAAUACCGAAUCACAGAUUAACCAGCACUAAAGAGAGCAGUGGUAACUCAGUGAAAAAGGUGGCAAAGAAAAGAGAAGACAAGCUGUUCCCUCCACCGUUAUCCCCACUCUUGGAUGAGCCUGUGCACCGGCGGCACAGCAGUGACAACAGCUCCUUCAGCCAAGAGACCAACAUCACAAACACCUCUCAGACCAGCAACUCUUCCUCCUCUGUUUCUAAACACAGAAAGAAUGAAAAUAAAUCUUCUUCUAACCCCAAAGGAAUCUGUGAGGAAGAAUCUCACAAUACACCAACAGCCAACCCUCUUCUUGACACCAGCCAUCUAGAAACGGACAUCUGGUCUGCAAUGCCAACACUUUCCAAUGGGAGUUCUGAGUCCAGAAGACCCAAAAUAACGUUUGAUGAUGUGCUUCACAAUGCGGAUUAUUAUAUGCAGGAGGCUAAGAAGCUAAAGCAUAAAGCAGAUGCAUUGCUGGAGAAGUUCGGCAAAGCAGUGAAUUAUGCUGAUGCUGCCCUCUCCUUCAUCGAGUGCGGGAAUGCUAUGGAGCGAGAUCCAUUAGAAGCUAAAUCUCCAUACACCAUGUACUCAGAGACUGUGGAACUCAUCAGGUAUGCAAUGAGACUCAAGAAUUUCACAGGCUCUUCUGCCACAGAAGGGGACAAGAAAUUAGCAGUUUUAUGCUACCGAUGCUUAUCACUUCUCUACUUGAGAAUGUUUAAACUAAAGAAGGACCAUGCUAUGAAGUACUCCAGAUCUCUGAUGGAAUAUUUUAAGAACUCUUCAAAAGCCUCACAGGCCCCCUCACCUUGGGGCGGCAAUGGAAAGUAA